Messenger RNA from Colossoma macropomum (tambaqui), 1580 nucleotides. RefSeq lists its product as uncharacterized. The record is from RefSeq and is a predicted model, not a curated record. Gene Ontology annotation, cellular component: membrane. The transcript is spliced from 5 exons. The coding region runs from base 335 to 814 and encodes 159 amino acids. NCBI's taxonomy places the organism in Eukaryota, Metazoa, Chordata, Actinopteri, Characiformes, Serrasalmidae.
UGAUUUUUUGUUUAUUUAUUUUGCAUAUAUUUCUGUAUUUUGGGAAGUUAGAUAAGACAUACUUCAUUGGCUAUAGGAAUACAGGGAGGGGCUGCACUCGAUACACAUGCUGUUGAGGAAGGACGAUCCAUUUUACAGAGACAGUGGCCCCUUCACAUAUUUUAUAUCUUUCGUCUGUGAUGUUCUGCACUUCCUCCUUUGUGGUUUUUUACUCUCUACUCGGUCUGAGCACGCUGUGAGUGAAAGUGCUUUAUCUUGCUGUAGACCUGUUUGGUGCCGUCAGGUAUCAGGUACUCGUUGCUGAAUUUUUUAAGGUGCUCUAAAAACUCUGAAGAUGGUAGAUGGAACGAAAAGAAGCGAAUCAUCUACACAACCAGAAGAAAACCUCCUGACGAAGCUGAUUAAUUACAUGAGAACCAAAAAGGGGGUCAUUCUGUGUUCUGAGAUUGUGCUGUCCACUAUCAUCAUCAUUUGCUUCUCUUGCUCGUUGUAUGGACGGUACAUUGUAGUGGCUAUUUAUGAGUUGGUCUCCACCCUCAUCAUCUUCAUCAUUUUUGUCCUGGAGCUGCAGAGUACUUUCCGUUUCAUAAACUUCCCAUGGACAGACUUUUUCAGAGCAGCAAGCAGUUGCAUCAUCAUCUUCAUCAUCUCUGUCGUAUGUGUGGUCAGUUGGAGGACAGACAGUCCUCAGCUUACUGGAGGAGUCUUUGGUCUACUGGCAGCACUAGUGUAUGGCUACGAUGCUUACAUCAUCAUCACGGACAUCAAGAGCAAUAAAGAUCAGCAUCGUAAUGUUCUGGUUGUAUCUGUCUGAUGUUCCAUGCAAGAAUGGAAACAGUAAUAAUGUGGAACUGAAGAUGCUGCAGUGGCUUGAGUGAAGGGGUGUGGGAUAGCAGAACAGCAUCAAAUCCUCGUCUCAGAAAACUCCACAACAAAGGAACUAUACAUGCAAUUACAGUGUUGUAAGUUCAUGUAUGUUUUAAAGACUGAAAAUAAUCAAACUCAGAGACCACCUUUUCAUUUAUCUAAUUUCCAGUCAAAACGGCCAUUAAAGCAGCACUAGCAGUGUUGAGUGUAGAGAAAAACUAAAAAUUGAACAUGCUAAACACAUUAAAAUGUGGUGUGUGUGCACCUCUUUGAGUUGCCCUGUAAAGCCUGAAAUAGUGUUUUUUUUAGUCAAACAGAAGGUCCGGCUUGAUUUACUUAAAUGCAAAAUCAACAUUAUACUGAUAAAGAUAUGACAAUCGUAGACAGUUCACUCACAUGCUUGGGAGAUAUGUCCUUCACCAAGCUUUUCUACAAAAACUCUUUCAACGCACUCACAAACGUCUGAUGCAUCUGUGUGUGGGGGUCUGAAGUACAGUGUUACAAAAUGUUCUUCUGCAUGUUGCUUGCAAUUCCACCAGAGAGGGCUCCAAAUACCCAAAUUCUACAUAGUAUUGCUUUAAGUACAAGUUAUUCAUGUACAAGUUAUACAUCAGCUUUUGGGGAAAAAAGUAGAAAACAUAUAGUUACCAGGCAAUUAUGUAGAAGCCUCAGCAACUAAACAUGACAUCAGUUUUUUCCAGUAAUUAGUGUGU